GCAGGGCAGGUCGUGCAGCUCUGCAGAAAGGCGGCUCAGCGACCGGGCGGCUCGGGUGCACAGCGGCUCGGCUCCCGGGCGGCUCGGCUGCUGGGCGGCUCGGCUCCCGGGCGGCUCGGCGGCAGGGCGGCUCGGGCGCAGGGCGGCUCGGCUCCCGGGCGGCUCGGCGGCAGGGCGGCUCGGGUCCCGGGCGGCUCGGCGUUGGGCGGCUCGGCUCCCGGGCGGUUUGGCUGCUGGGGCGGCUCUGCUGCUGGGGCGGCUCGGCCGGGAGAUGCAGGGGCGGGGCCGUCAGGUGCAGCUGCGGGUCGACCGGUGCAGCGGCGGGCCGGCAGGUGCAGCGACAGGGCCGUAGGGUGCAGCGGCGGGCCGACCAGGUGA
Closterium sp. NIES-65 is the source of this 378-nucleotide messenger RNA. The record is from the annotation of a GenBank genome assembly. NCBI's taxonomy places the organism in Eukaryota, Viridiplantae, Streptophyta, Zygnematophyceae, Desmidiales, Closteriaceae.